This is a messenger RNA of Humulus lupulus (European hop), 697 nucleotides long. RefSeq lists its product as uncharacterized. NCBI's taxonomy places the organism in Eukaryota, Viridiplantae, Streptophyta, Magnoliopsida, Rosales, Cannabaceae. The transcript has 4 exons. Gene Ontology annotation, cellular component: chloroplast envelope. The coding region runs from base 72 to 452 and encodes 126 amino acids. The record is from RefSeq and is a predicted model, not a curated record.
AAACGUGGUUGAAGUUCUGCUGUUUAUCCAGGAGUACCUACCUGAAGAAGAAGAAGAAGAAGAAGAAGGCCAUGUCCCGAAAAGGAGGCUCCGCCGCGUCAUUGCAAAAGGACGUACCAUGGAGGAACACAUCAGUCAAACCCCUCCCCAAAAUCCACCAUUCUCCUAUUCUCCGCGUCGCUAAUACUCCUACUUCCAAUUAUGCCCUCUUCAUCAUGAAGGAAUCUAAUCCAGUAGGGAACGGCUUAGCUGCAGAAGCUAUUGUAGAAUCAGCUGGGCCUGAUUGCAUCGUCCCAGGACAGAUUACUCCCGUCAGAUUACUUGGUCUCAAGGUAUGGCCCAUUGAGGUUAACCUGAAAUUUUUGGAACCAGUUGGAAGAGAGCUUAAGUUGCUUGGAAAGUUCAUGGAUGAUGCUGUCAACCUUAUGAAUAAAUCUUUCAUUGAUCGUUAGCACCAUCAACUUCCCAUCAUCGAUCUGCAGAACAGGUUGCUGAAUGUUUUGGGCUCAAAUUUUUGUUUCUUAUUGUUAUUCUUGCAAUCAAUGGAAGCCUAACCUGGAAGAGUGGCUAUAGUAAUCUCCCUUUAUAUUUUGUCCUCUCAUAAUAUUCUCUUGCUGAUUGUAUAAUUUUUCGUGUUUAAAUACAUACAACAAUACUAUGUUCUACGUUUCAAUAAAUGCUCAGGCCAAUUCCUUUA